AUGAGCUUCGUCAUGAAGUCCCGGAGCCUCUUAUCAGAAGAACCUGGCUCAAGGAGAAUGGAGCCUAGGCCGGAGCCCAAUGCCACGUUCACGUCCGGGCUUGCAGCGCCCCCUGAGCGACUGCUCCGCCUCAUCUUCGCCGGGGUCUGCGGCCUCAUCCUGCUGGCGGGGCUGCCGGCCAACGGGCUCAUGCUGCUGGUGGCGGGCCGGGCCUCAGGCGCCCCCCGUCCGCUCCUCGCCCUGACCAACAGCCUCAUGGUGAACAUCACGCUGUCUGACCUGCUCUUCCUGGCUUGUGUCGUGCCCGUGCUACUGCUGAGCUUCCUGCAGCCCGACUGGUGGCUGGGCCCCUUUGUCUGCACCGCCAGCCAGGCCACCAACAACGCCACCAUGUUCUGUACCUUCUACAGCAUGGUGGCUACGGCUCUUCUGCGCCACGUGGCAGUGGCCUGGCCUGACGUGGCCCUGCCAUCCGGCCGGGGCGCCCGCCUGCUGCUCUGUGGGGCCAUGUGGGGCCUGGGCCUCACGGCGUCAUUGCCUAACUGGCUGUUCCAGAGAGUGGUAGUGGAGGAGGGGGCCGUGGGGGCCGUGGGGGCCCCGGCCUGCCUCUUGCUCCUGAGCCCCGCCCAGGCUUCCUGCUACUUCAGCUUGCUGGGCGCCCUGGCCUUCCUGCCCUGCAUGCUGGGGCUGGGCUGCUCUUUUAGCCACGUGGGCUGGCUCCUGUGGACACGGCCUCGUGGCCCCGGUGGGGAGAGCGUCCGGGAGCACCAGGAGAACACAGGGCUCAUCCUUGUGGUGCUGGUGGUCUUCGUGCUGAUGUGGGGGCCCUGCUCCGUGCUGGGCUACAUGGCAGCCGUGGGUGGCCUGCCUGCCACGCCCGUGGCUUUCGUGGCAUCCAGCCUCUGCACCAUCCUGGCUUACUCCAACUGUGCCGUCAGCCCUGUGCUCUGCUUCUACCUCUCCCGCCCCUUCCGGGAAGGGCUCAGGGACCUCUUCUGCAGGCCAACGGCAGCCAGGCACCCUGGGGAUGCAGGAGGGGCUGGUAUGGUGAUGGAGAGCAUCUAG
Molecule: messenger RNA, 1065 nt
Organism: Hyaena hyaena (striped hyena)
Lineage: Eukaryota; Metazoa; Chordata; Mammalia; Carnivora; Hyaenidae
Product: galanin receptor type 1-like
Exons: 3
Coding region: 1-1065 (354 amino acids)
Biological process (GO): cellular response to glucocorticoid stimulus; neuropeptide signaling pathway
Cellular component (GO): membrane; neuron projection
Molecular function (GO): somatostatin receptor activity; neuropeptide binding
Source: RefSeq, a predicted model, not a curated record